CCCUCCCUCGUGCGAGCCGGGGACCGGCCCCUCUCCGGGCGCGGGGCGCAGAGCCCGGGCGGCGGACUGCGGGGCCCGCGCGGGCCGCCCCAGCACCAAUGCGCCGGGCGGGGCGCUGGCGGCCGAGAAGGCAUUGAGCAACCGGGCAGCGGGCGGAGCGCGGGGCCGACGGCAACGCGGGACCCAAUAGCCGCGCCGUCGCCCCUCCGGGCUGCCCCGCCACGGCCGCUGCGCCAGGUCUGUCUUGAGGGUGGUUCUCUGCUGGCGUGAGAAGACUUCUCAUGUGACCCUCUGAGGUGGCUUCAAGCAGGACAGGACCUCCCUUUGGACCGAUGGAGAACCUGGCUCCAUUCCCCCUCAGAUCCCAGCUGAGGUUAUGGUGGAUCUGGCCUGCAGCCUGGGCCUGGGUCCCCUGCCACUGACCCAGCCUCAGAGCCUAUAGCAAGAGACCACCCCUCCUGCAAGGGGCCCGGGGCUGGCCAGUGACUAUGCGGCUUGGGCUGUGUGUGGUGGCCCUGGUUCUGAGCUGGACACACCUCGCUGUGGGCAGCCGGGGGAUCAAGGGCAAGAGACAGAGGCGGAUCAGUGCUGAGGGGAGCCAAUCUUGUGCCAAGGGCUGUGAGCUCUGUUCAGAAGUCAACGGUUGCCUCAAAUGCUCGCCCAAGCUCUUCAUUCUGCUGGAGAGGAACGACAUCCGCCAGGUGGGCGUCUGCCUGCCGUCCUGCCCGCCUGGAUACUUUGAUGCCCGCAACCCCGACAUGAACAAAUGCAUCAAAUGCAAGAUUGAGCACUGUGAGGCCUGCUUCAGCCACAACUUCUGCACCAAGUGUCAGGAGGGCUUGUACUUACACAAGGGCCGCUGCUAUCCAGCCUGUCCCGAGGGUUCCACAGCAGCCAACAGCACCAUGGAGUGCGGCAGUCCUGCACAAUGUGAAAUGAGCGAGUGGUCACCGUGGGGCCCCUGCUCCAAGAAGAGGAAGCUGUGUGGUUUCCGGAAGGGAUCGGAAGAGCGGACACGCAGGGUGCUCCAUGCUCCUGGAGGAGACCAAACCAACUGCUCAGACACCAAAGAGACCCGGAAGUGUACCGUGCGCAGGACGCCCUGCCCUGAGGGGCAGAAGAGGAAGAAGGCGAGCCAGGGCCGGAGGGAGAAUGCCAAUAGGCACCCGACCAGGAAGAACAGCAAGGAGCCAGGCUCCAACUCUCGGAGACACAAAGGCCAGCAGCAGCCACAGCCAGGGACAGCAGGGCCACUCACAUCAGUAGGCCCCACCUAGGCACAGUGACCAGUCUCCAGUUACGUGUGGAAGAAUCCAGUGCUGUGAGAACUUUCCAGAACUGGAGCAUCUGGGAAAGAAAGUCCACACAUACCCCAUUCACCCACCCAUCCAUCUAUCCAUGCAUCCAUGCACACAUAUGGCCACAUCUGAAAACUUCCACACACGCGCGCACACACACACACACACACACACACACACACACACACACACACACACACACACACUCUUGAGGUCACAGAAGAUAUUUCCAUUCUGUGGCCCAGCUGUAUAUUCAGCCUAGGAUGCUCUUAGAAGGCGUAACUGAGAGAACCUUUCCCAGCACCUGAAGCUAAACUUCAAUGCGUGGAACCUUCUGGAGGAACUUCUGGGACAGCAUCUGCCAGAUGGACGGCAGAUUGGAACCAAAACUGGAGCAGCUGCCGAGGGGAAGAAUGCUCUCCCUGUCCUGAGAGGCACUCCCAGCUUCGAGACUUGAUUGUUGGAGAAUCAUUACACAUCCGGGGUGCACGUCACGGCUGACCUGACUUGGAAACUGCGUAAAGGUUUAUUUCAAAUUAAAAAGAGAGAAACAAA
Molecule: messenger RNA, 1853 nt
Organism: Rattus norvegicus (Norway rat)
Lineage: Eukaryota; Metazoa; Chordata; Mammalia; Rodentia; Muridae
Source: RefSeq, a predicted model, not a curated record